CAUUUUGUUUUAUUAUGGCAAGUCACAAAACUUGCAAGCUUUUUGUUGUUUUGUUUGUUAUAUCACUAUAUUGUUGUACACUAGUGCAAAGCGAUAUCAUAGGAAUCGAUCUAGGGUCCGAUUAUUUAAAAGUUGGCAAGGUACAAUCAAAUAGGGGUGUUCAAGUGGUUCAUAAUGAACAGUCGAAAAGAAAAACACCUUCUGUUCUCGCCUUUCCACCAGAUGGAUCCUUUCUGUUCGGUGAUUUGGCAGUAGCUUCAAACUCUAAAUUUCCCAAUCGGACGGCACUACAUCCACUUGAAUACCUAACAGGAUAUGAGGAACAUCGAUCGCUUCUAGAAGAACAAGGCUUUUCUCAUAGUGCCCAAAUAUAUGCUCUAUUCUUAAAGCAAGCUCUGAAGAUAGCCAAUGCCAGUCAACACUCCGUAGUGGCAGGUCUGGUGAUUCCUCCUUGGUUGAAUUUGCAGCAGCGUCAAAAUGUGCUCUUUGCUUGUGAAAUGGUAGAUAUAUCUUCUGUUGUUUUGAUUCAUAGCAAUACAGCUUGUGCUGUCAAAUAUUUGUUAGAUUGGAAACCUGAACAACCUCAGUUGGUAUUAUUCAUAGAUAUUGGAGUAGAAAGUACUAUUGCUACCAUUGUUUCAGUUGCGUAUCAAAGUACAGGAACUAGUGUGACACCACAAAGCUAUCAUUUACAAGUGAAGAGCCAUUCUUGGGAUAAAACUUUAGGAGGAAAGUAUAUUGAUGAGAGACUGGCAAAUUGGAUUGUACAAAAAGCAGCUACCAAAGGACAAUUGGGUGCUCAUUCUCCGUCAUUCAUCAUGAACCAUGCAAAGUGUCAAACAAGAGUGCUUCAAGAAGCCAAAAGAAUCAAGGAAAUCUUAACCGUCAAUCAAGAAACAGUGGCCAGUUUGGAAAACAUAAUAGACUCCAUCGAUAUCCAAGUUCCCAUAUAUCGAAGGGAAGUAGAGGCGUUGCUUAUUGAUUCCCAUUCCAUUUCCCGUCUAGUCAAUCAUUCUCUGACGUUGGCCAAUCUUCAAAAAGAACAAAUCGACGUCAUUGUACCUUUUGGAGGAACGAGUCGGAUUCCUUUGAUACAACAUCUUUUGAAACAGUCUUUGAAAGAGUUGAACAAAAGCAUUCACGCAGAUGAGGGAGCCGUUUAUGGUGCAACAUUCUAUGCUGCCUUAUCUAGUCCAAAGAUACGUUCAAGAGCUCUUUCCAUCAAAGAAUGGCAAACAUUUGACAUUUGGAUACAAAUCUUCGAUUCCAACGAAACUUGUUUAUGGGAUGCGCCACUGGUUCAAAUAGGAGAAUCCAUUCCAACGACGAAGGAAUUCAUUUUUCAUCCAAAGAAUGAUUUCGACAUUCAUUUAUAUGCCUUUCGAAAUGAAAGUAUGGUAUAUUUACUGGAGAAUACUCAACUGUAUCCAAAUGAGUCUUCUCGACAAUGGUUGGGAAAUACAACCUUUCAUGUGAACUUUAUGGAUUCUUGUGACUACUCGAAUUCUUAUGUCCGCAUGGAGAUUGGCAUGAAUAUCCAAGGUUUUAUCUCUCCUCCCGAGUUGGAAUGGAUAUGCACAGAAAAUAACAAUCUCACAGAUACUGUCAACAAUACAUCCAAUACCAUGGCAACAGGAGUACAAAAGGAACGAAGAAGACAACUGCUAGAGGUAAAGAAUAUUCAAUCCAACUAUGGGCUUCUUCUUCCUUUUUGGAAUCAUUCUACACUGGAACAGUUAAAAGUGGAAUUACAACAACGGCAACAAAGGGAUGCUGAAGUGCGUAGACAUUCGGACAUGUGCAAUGAAUUGGAGUCUCGUAUACUUUUGUAUCGUCAACGAUUGACGGAACAAGGUCAUGAGUGGAAUGUCUUUACUUGUGAAAAGGAGAGACAAAAAAUAUUACAUAAUUUGGAACAACUGGAAAGUUGGUUGUAUUCAUAUCCUCAGAUGAGCUUGAUUCAACAAAAACAACAGCAAAUGCAGGAUUGGAUUCUCCCCAUCCAGGAACGAAUUGAAAUGAAUCGCAAAAUACAAAAGGCUGUUGAGCAGCUGAAUAGUACUCUUAUAUUUGCCAAGCAAGUUUUGGAGGCAGGGAAUAUUUCGAUGAGUCCUGAGCUAUCAUCCAGCUUGGACUCGGAAGUGAAUGAGUUGGAAAAGUGGUUGAACAACAAAUGGAAUGAAUAUAUUCAAAAGGCACCUUAUGAAGAAUCGCGUACAAAAAAUCACAGAACUUUAUAGAGCUGCAGAACAAUCAAAUAUGGCUGAAGGUGACCACAAUCCUG
Molecule: messenger RNA, 2284 nt
Organism: Galdieria sulphuraria
Lineage: Eukaryota; Rhodophyta; Bangiophyceae; Galdieriales; Galdieriaceae
Product: heat shock protein Hsp70 isoform 1
Exons: 5
Coding region: 15-2240 (741 amino acids)
Biological process (GO): negative regulation of hypoxia-induced intrinsic apoptotic signaling pathway; endoplasmic reticulum unfolded protein response; protein folding
Cellular component (GO): nucleus; cytosol; endoplasmic reticulum chaperone complex
Molecular function (GO): ATP-dependent protein folding chaperone; ATP binding
Source: RefSeq, a predicted model, not a curated record